UGUCCUCUUCCGGUCUCUCUCAGAAACACGAUGACGCAGGCGGAGAGGGAGCAGGAUAAUGGCAAAGAGAAGGAGAGAGACCGGGACCGGGAAAAAGAGAAGGAAAAGGAGAAGGAGCAGCGCGGUGUUAAGAGGCCUAUAAUGCCACCUGCGAUCCCGGAGCCCGUACAGGAGCAAAUCCAGAGCAACUUCAUGGUGGUGAUCAAUCCAGGGUCUAAAAACCUGCGGAUCGGUCGAGCCACAGACACGCUGCCCGCCGCCAUCCCACAUGUCAUUGCCCGGCGACUCAGACACCCUGGACAGUCCCGAUAUGAAGACCCCUGGCUCCUCAGAGAGGGUCUCGAUAGACCAGAAAGCAGUGAACAAAGACAAAAUGGCCUUAAAAUGGUGGAUCAGGCAAUAUGGUCCAAGAAGAUGUCCAAUGGGGUUAGAAGAACCCCGGUCUCGGCAGAACAGGCAAGGUCGUACAACAGGCAGGUGCGUGCAGCAGUGCUGGAGUCCAGCUCCGGAGUGAAGUGGACUAAUACAUCGCACCAGCCUGAGUUCCUGGUAGGGGAAGAGGCUUUGUAUGUGAACCCUGCAGACUGUUACAGCAUCCACUGGCCCAUCCGCAGGGGUCAGCUCAAUGUGCACCCUAGGCCGGGAGGGUCUCUCACUGCCGUUCUAGCUGACCUGGAGGCCAUAUGGUCGUACAGCAUACAGAAGCUUCUGGAGAUACCUUUGAAAGAUCUCAAGUAUUACAGAUGCAUCUUGUUGGUCCCAGAUAUCUACAACCGACAGCAUGUAAAAGAAUUGGUCAACAUGCUCCUGGUGAACAUGGGCUUCUCAGCUAUAGUGGUUCACCAGGAGUCUGUGUGUGCCACUUUUGGCAGUGGUCUGAGCAGCGCGUGUGUGGUGGACGUGGGAGAUGAGAAGACCAGCGUGUGCUGCGUGGAGGAUGGAGUCUCCCAUCGCAAUUCCAGACUGUGUCUGGCGUACGGUGGUUCCGAUGUGACGAGGUGCUUCUUUUGGCUGCUGCAGAGAGUCUCCUUCCCAUUCAAAGAAUGUCAGCUUUCCAACAGGCUUGACUGUAUGCUCCUGCAGCAGCUCAAGGAAAGCUUUUGUCACCUGGACCAGGACAUUUCAGGCCUCCAUGACCAUGAGUUUCGUACCCGAUUCCCUGACUCUCCUACUCUACUCUACCAACUCCGGUUGGGAGAUGAAAAGCUGCAGGCGCCAAUGGCCCUCUUCUACCCGGCAACUUUUGGGAUUGUGGGUCAGAAGAUGACUUCGCUGCAACAUCGAUCUCAGGGUGACCCUGCAGACCCCCAUGAUGAACACUACCUGCUGGGUACGCAAAGCAGACAAGACCAGUCCUCCAAAGCCAUCGCAGAACGCAAAGCCCUGCCUAAGACAAGCGGUUUUGACGGCGAGCAGAGCAGCCAGGGCACUGAUCUCCCUGAGCGUGGGACUCUUAUUCAGGAUGUUGAUCUGGGGCAUUCCCAUGGUGACUGUCUGAUCGGGGGUGCCGAGCUGGAGGAGCCGCCAUCUGCGCUGCUGUCCAGAAAGACUGCCAUGACACAGUUUGAGGGAAAGGCCCUCGGUUUGGACAAGGCCAUCCUGCACAGCAUCGACUCCUGCGCCUCUGAUGAGACUAAAAGGAAGAUGUACAGCUCCAUCCUGGUUGUGGGUGGAGGCCUGAUGUUUCAAGGGGCUCAGGAGUUUCUCCAACAUCGCAUUCUCAACAAGAUGCCCCCCUCCUUCCGCAGGGUGGUAGAGAACGUGGAGGUCAUCACACGACCCAAGGACAUGGACCCACGGUUGAUCGCCUGGAAGGGCGGAGCAGUGCUGGCCUGUCUUGACACCACCCAGGAGAUGUGGAUUUACCAGAGAGAGUGGCAGCGUUUCGGUGUCCGUAUGCUGAGGGAGAGGGCUGCAUUCGUCUGGUGACCCCCAACCCCCCACCCCCUCCGAGAAGUUGUCUGUGGAGACCUUCCUUCCCUCAGUAUGAGUGGUUGUCUGCUACGAUUGUCACUCGUCACAUUCACAGACUGUAUAUAAAUCUUUGCCUUUUUCAAGGACACUUUUAUUUGUAUUUUCCCUGUGGGGAGUUUCCUCCCUUUGUAAAAUUUAAACUGGAUUAAAUUUUGGCAGUAAAACUU
Scleropages formosus (Asian bonytongue) is the source of this 2141-nucleotide messenger RNA. RefSeq names its product actin related protein 8 (gene actr8). Bases 31 to 1929 code for a protein of 632 amino acids. The transcript is spliced from 13 exons. The record is from RefSeq and is a predicted model, not a curated record. NCBI's taxonomy places the organism in Eukaryota, Metazoa, Chordata, Actinopteri, Osteoglossiformes, Osteoglossidae.